CUUCAUUAUUUCAAAAUAACUAUUUUAUAUUUUAAUUUUAUAAUUUAUACAUGUUAUCUUACUAAAUUUAAACUGAUGAUCAAAUAUCUGAAGUCCCAACAAUGCCAGAUCUCAGACUUUGUACUGUAUUACAUGCACAUUCAGAUUUCGAAUAAAAAAUUUCUUUAAAUUUUGGUAUCUAUUAUUGCCACACUCUUUGACUGUUAUUAUAAUGAAAACUAUUUUAUGUUGUGCCUGAGGAAAAGCACAUUAAAUAAUCGAUUAGUUACUUUAAUUGAAGAUUUGAUCAUUAAUUUUUUUUUAAUAUUUGUAGUUUCUUUUCAGAUUUCAAGACAGACUAAUGCCAUGAAUUAUUUGCCAUGCAUAUGCAGAUUAAGAAGCCUUAGAUGAAAGAGGAAGUGAAAGUAUUUCUCACCUGUACGGAUUCACAUGAAAGCAAAGACAAUUGGAAAUAAAGUCUGGAAGUGAUUUUGAGUAUCAACCAAUCAGAAUUUUUUGUAUGUUAUUUCGUAUCUUCAAAAAUUAUUUUGAGGAAUACAUGAGCACUGAAACAAAAGAACGGCCACUUUCAUGUGGCAUAUGCUGCCAGCCAUUUCUAGAGCAAUAUAAUUUAGAUGCACAUGUGUGUACUCGCACAUUAAAGAAGGAAAAAUGUAAUGUAUGUGGCAAGUCAUUUUCAUGCCAAGCUAGAUUAAAUAGUCAUAUGGUUAUGCAUACACAUUCAAAACCUCAUAAGUGUGACACAUGUAAUAAAUCAUUUAGCACUAAAGGUAAUUUAAAAGCUCAUAUGCUUAUCCACACAGGUGAGAAACCAUUUGAAUGUGAUAAAUGUAACAAAUCAUUUAGCACAAAAGGUAACUUUAAUGCUCAUUUGGUUGUCCACACGGGUGAGAAACCAUUUGAAUGUGGUAUGUGUAAUAAAUCCUUUAACCGUCAGGCUAGUUUAAUCAGACAUGUACGUUAUUGGCAUACAGGAGAGAAACCAUAUGAGUGUGAUGUAUGUAACAAAUCAUUUGCUGAGCAACAUUAUUUGAAAGCUCAUAUGUAUACUCAUACAGCUAAUACACCAUAUCAGUGUAACAUAUGUAAUAAGUCAUUUCUUUAUCAGUAUGUGUUAAGUAGACAUAUGUUAAUACAUACAGGUACGAAACUUUUUAUGUGUGACACUUGUAGCAAAUCAUUUAACGACAAACGGAACUUUAAAGCCCAUUUACUUAUCCAUGCUGGUGAAAAGCCUUAUAUGUGUGAUAUAUGUAGCAAAUCAUAUUACCGUCAGUCUAGUUUAGUCAGGCAUGUGCGUACCCAUACGAAAGAAAAACCAUACAUUUGUGAUGUAUGUAAUAAAUCUUUUCCACAGAUGCAGAACUUAAAAAUACAUAUGUUUACCCAUACAGGUAAGAAGCCAUAUGAAUGUAAUGUAUGUAACAAAACAUUUCCAUGCAAGUCUAAACUAAACAGCCAUAUACAUGCAGGUCAGAAACUUUACAAGUGUGACACAUGUAGCAAAUCAUUUAGGCGGAAAGCUAACUUUAAAAUUCAUUUGCUUAUUCAUACAGAAAAUAAGUAUGUCAAGGCACUACAUAAGUGUGAUGCAUGUACGAAAUCAUUUAAAUAUCAGUCUAGUUUAAUAACUCAUCAACGUAGCCAUAUGGGAGAGAAACCAUAUGAGUGUUCUAUAUGUAAUAAAAGAUUUUCACAUGCAGAUUCUUUUAGGAAGCAUCUGCGUAUUCAUACUGGUGAGAAACCUUAUAUGUGUAAUUUAUGUAACAGAUCAUUUACACGAAAAUAUAUUUUGGACAAACACAUGUGUAUUUGCAAAUAUUAGGAAACUUUCUGUGUGUGUUAUUUGGAGCUAGAAAUUUGCAUAUAGCGGAAGCUUAUUUACCUAUCCUUAUUAGGAGCUACAAAACUUUUCAUCUAAGAUAUGUAGGAUUUUUUAAAAUUUUUAUUUGUUUAUUUUGUGUAACAAUGAUAAACCUAAUAAAAUAGUCAAGUGGUUAAAAUUUUGAAGCUCUGGCAAGUCAGUGCAGUUUCUAUCCAGUUUGCGACAGUAAGCAAUCAUUUUCAUCUACGUGUGCAUCCAGAAUGUUUCAACAAAUCUGAGGUGUAAAAAUUCUACAGUGCUGAUAUCAAGCACUGAGUUUAGAUUGUGCAUUAUGAUUUAUUUUGUUAUUAAGGUUCAAUAAAUGUUUAGCUGUGUUACAAAACCAGUUAUCAAUAAAACCAAGUAAAUUUCUUAAAAAGGGGACAUAAAUGAUAAGUGAAUGAAUAGGGUGGUUAGGAGGAUUUCUUGAUAUGUAAUAUAAAUAUGGGCUAGUUUUUCUCACAAAGUUUUCUAUAAAGCUGUACUUUUCCAUUUAUUUUUAGAACAAGUUAAUUAGAAAUUUUAUGCUAUAAAAAGGCUGCAGAGAAUUUUACAUUAAAGAGGCAUUUCUAACUCUAUUUUGCUAUUCCAGCUGAUUUUUGUCUAUAUGUAAGUUACAUACAUCGACACAUUAUCACUAACUUAGAAGUGAAUCAAUUUAGUACUAGUGUUAUUAGUCAAUUUUAAUUGUCUCGAAAAUUUGAGAUAGUUUCAUUUGGUUACAUUAAUGUAUAAAGCAUUUUCUUUGGCAUAAGUAAAUUUUUUAUACUGAUACAUAAAUUCUUUACUGAAUGUAAUUCUAGAUAGUUUCCACAUUACAAAUGGUUUACAAAUGUUAUGUAUUUGUCAUAUUAUUAUGAAAGUCUUAAAUUAGUAACUGUCGAUUAACAAAAGAAAUCCAAAAAUGAUUUUUACUUUUUCUGAAGACAGCUGAUGAGCAAAAGUGUAAGGUUAAGUGUUUGUUGUAUUGCAUAAAAUUCUGGAUAAUUGUGAUUACUAUGCAAAUUUAUGGCAGUUUUCAAAGUUUCUAAAUUACCUGCAAAGAACUGAAUAGGAAAAAUAUAUGUUAGUGAAAUUUUAUUUGUAUCUUCUUACUAAAUUUAGAUACAUUUCUAAAACUGCAUCCUUUACUGUUUUUCAUUAAAAAGCUUUCAAAUUUUGCUUUAAGCAUUCGAUGUUAGGUAAUUUUUUCUUCUAAUUCAUGUUGUGAAGUAUUCUAUCAAAUACAAACCAUAUAGAAUUUGGAUUCAAGAAAAACUGUUUUUGGUUUCACUUCUCAUUUUCUUCUAUUUAUGUGGUUUAUGUAUUUAAUCACAUUAUUAUUCCUCUUGUUGUUACUUUAGGUUUUUAUGAAUUGUUUGGUUUAAUGUGAUAGGUUUCUCGCCCUCUUGUAGAUGUGGAAACAUUCAAAACACAUUCCUGUGUGAAUUAAAGAAAUUACUUCUUAUUACCAUUUCAGCUUAUAAGAGGUUUCACAUAAAUCUGUAAAACAUGAAAACCUGCAUUACAAUCUAUAGGUGUAAAUGAAUGUUUGCUUGUUUGUCUUUUAUAGAAAUUUGCAUUUUAAUUCCUAUUUUUAUGAAACUUGCCACACUGGACCUUCAAGACUGGAGCAAGGUCACUGUCUAAAUAAAAAUUUUUCAAUAACCAGUCCAUGAGGUCUGGUUAUUGAUAAAUAUUUAUUAGGCAGUGCAUGCAUGCAAAUAUUUUAUGCUAAUUUAAAGGACUUUUGAUUAAAGAUAUAGUGAUUUAAAAGCUUUGCGUUGCCACUCUGGAAAGCAUAAGAUAUGUAUGUUUCAAAGUUAAUCAGAAAACUUGGCGAUGUAAAAAAAUUGUAUUGCUGUUCAGGAGAAUGCAAUUAUAUUAAUUUGUUUCAAAUUUAAUACACAAAUUCAGCUAUUUUAAGGGCAAUAUGUUGCCGCUGCUCAAAUUGAUGUAUUUUAAAAUGUGUUAUUGUUUAGCAAAGCGUAAAAUAUUUAAUUUUCACAUAUUAACAUGCAUGCAUUAACAUGUUAUUACAUCACACACACAUUUUUAGCUUUUUAAAAGUGAAUUUGUAACAGUCGUCACAAAGCAUUACUUUCCCUGUGAAAUCAAUUAUGCCACCAAAACAAAAAUCAAUUGCUGCUCGAUCCACACCUCAAGCAUGAAUGAAAAAGGUAUCACAAGCUUCAGAAACAAGAGUAAGAGGAAGCAAGACUGGAAAGCAUUUGAAUGUGCACUGCUCAAAACCCAUUGGAAUGAAACAAUGUGUGAAGGAAGACUGAGAAAUGGUCUAUUACACACUGCUGAAGCCCAUUUGUCUGAAACGCAUGAGCAAAGGGAAGCAAGACUGGAAAACUUUUGAGUAUCCAGACAAACACUGCAUGUUGAUUUAAAUCUUGAUGCAUUUCAUUGCAAUGAUAAUUAUGAUUACAGUCAUCAUCCAAGUGUGGUCGUUGUAGAGAUGGAGAAAUUAUGCAUGUAUUGCAGAGCCCUCAAAUUUAAGAAUGAAGCACCAAGACUGUGCUGCAUGAGUAGAAAAGUGGAAAUACUCUGCACCAGAUGGAAAACAAAUAUUGUGUAGACAAAAGCACUUCAUAAACAGAUUUAAAACAUAAACACUUUCUUUCCUUUAAGUAGCAUUACAACUCUCCUUUAAGUAGCAUUACAACUCAUGUUGGGUGACAGCCAUGUGUACAGAUAUGCCCUUCGUAUUUAAACGUUUGCAGCUUCUGGUGAGACUCGCAAUUGCAGUGACCAUCAACAAAGCACAGAAACAAUCGCUACGGGUUGAUGGACUAAAUUUUGAAAAUCUCUGCUUUUUUCAUGGGCAGCUAUGUGGGGUGUGCUCAUGUGUCGAAAAAAAACCUAA
This is a messenger RNA of Stegodyphus dumicola, 4718 nucleotides long. RefSeq lists its product as uncharacterized. Lineage: Eukaryota; Metazoa; Arthropoda; Arachnida; Araneae; Eresidae. Gene Ontology annotation, molecular function: DNA-binding transcription factor activity, RNA polymerase II-specific; RNA polymerase II cis-regulatory region sequence-specific DNA binding. Gene Ontology annotation, biological process: regulation of transcription by RNA polymerase II. The record is from RefSeq and is a predicted model, not a curated record.